Molecule: messenger RNA, 2074 nt
Organism: Boleophthalmus pectinirostris (great blue-spotted mudskipper)
Lineage: Eukaryota; Metazoa; Chordata; Actinopteri; Gobiiformes; Gobiidae
Gene: nup62l
Product: nucleoporin 62 like
Exons: 3
Coding region: 277-1875 (532 amino acids)
Biological process (GO): protein import into nucleus; RNA export from nucleus
Cellular component (GO): nuclear pore central transport channel; nuclear pore
Molecular function (GO): phospholipid binding; structural constituent of nuclear pore
Source: RefSeq, a predicted model, not a curated record
UACGCUUUGUCGUCAUUUCCGUAAGUGCGCCAUGACUGUGGACUGUUGUUGAAGCGGUAGGCCACGUUUUAUGAAAAUAUGUUUCUUGAAUUUUAAAAUACUUGUGGUCUAAAUUCAUUUUAGAAAUAACCAUUUAAUACAACGGGUUACUGAAGUUAAGGUUGCCGUGGCGAUACCAGACAACUGAAGUGACCGUGAAAGAAGGAUUUUGAGACCCGCCAAAACAGUAAGGAAGUGACUGUUUGCUAGUGCUAACACGCGUACAUAGUAAACAAAAUGAGUGGCGGAUUUUCAUUCGGACAAGGAUCUGGGGGGUUUAGUUUUGGCCAGGCAACUACAGCCGCCCCUGUGACAGGAUUUGGGAUGCCCACAUCCACCACGGCACCCUCGGGAGGCGGUUUUACGUUUGGUAAUGCUGCUCAACCCAGCACCAACUCCACCGGCGGUUUUACUUUCGGAACCCCGGCCAAGAGCACCGCUUCUGGAAGUGGCUUCUCGUUUGGGACUCCCACUACAACCUUCGGCCUGGGCUCGGCUCCUCAGACGACCACAGCUACAGGGUUAACGCUAGGCUCUACAGCGGCCCCGGCUGCGGGCGCAGGGUUCACUCUGGGCGUCCCUCUGUCCACGCAGAGCACCGCUGCACCCACUGGAGGAGGGUUUACUUUUGGAGCUGCCACCCAGGCCCAAUCAGCGGCAGCUCCCGCAGCGACAUCCGCAUCAUCAGGCUUCGGCGGCUUCAGCUUUGGCACCAAAGUGCAGGCCACUGCCACUACAGCAGCAGCCCCUACUACUGCAACAGGUGGAUUUAGUUUUGGAUCUGCAGCACCCUCUACACUAACCCUGGGGAGCCAGCCAGCUGCCCCAACAGUAGCUACCACCGCUCAACCUUCAGGCUUCUCUCUGGGCAUCAAGCCCUCCUCUACACCUGCUCCUUCAACCACCCAGCCCGUUCAGUCCACAGCCCCAUCCCUGUUCUCUCUUUCUACAGCUGCCUCUAGCACGGCUCCAGCUUUGGGCACAGGCUUUGCUCUGCCCAUUGCUCCAACUUCAGUAGCAGCCAGCACUGCUCCAGCCACUACAACAACAGCGUUAUCUUUGACGCUGAAACCUCUGGGAGCUGCUACCACCGCCUCUGCUUUGACUACUGCUACCACAGCAGCAGCAACCACAGUUGGGACUACUCCUGGCUUCACCUUGGGGAUCAAACCUACUGCACCUAGUACGAGCACAGCUAUAACUACAACUGCUGCUACCACUACUACCACCACCACUGCUCCUCCAGUGAUGACUUAUGCCCAACUGGAGGGCCUCAUCAACAAGUGGAGUCUGGAGCUGGAGGACCAGGAGAGGCACUUCUUGCAACAGGCCACUCAAGUGAAUGCCUGGGACCGCAUGCUGGUGGAGAAUGGCGAGAAGAUCACGUCACUGCACAAAGAAAUGGAGAAGGUAAAGCUGGACCAGAGGCGGUUAAAUCAGGAGCUGGAUUUCAUCCUGUCCCAGCAGAAGGAGCUAGAGGACCUGCUGUGUCCCCUGGAGGAGUCUGUGAAAGAGCAGAGUGGAACCAUCUACAUGCAGAAUGCUGAUGAGGAGCGUGAGAGAACAUAUAAGCUCGCUGAGAAUGUAGACGCACAGCUCAAGAGGAUGUCCCAGGAUCUGAAGGAGAUCAUAGAGCACUUGAACACAUCCAGCGGCCCAGCUGACACUAGUGACCCGCUUCAACAAAUUUGCAAAAUUUUAAACGCACACAUGGAUUCUCUUCAGUGGAUUGACCAAAAUUCAGUUCUGCUGCAGAGAAGAGUGGAGGAAGUGUCCAAAAUGUGUGACAACCAGCGCAAGGAGCAGGAGAAAACCUUCAGAUUAACAUUUGACUGAAUUUGCAAACCAAACAUUGCUUUAUUGUUAGUCACAAUAAAGGUUGUGAUAUAGUGAUAUAUCCUUUUCAGAAGCUAUUUUCAAGGUAAUCUAUUUUGUACAGAUGCAUACAGAUAAGAUGUUCUAAAGUGAAUGGCAGUUCUAAAAUAAUAACACAGAUUUGGCUUCAAACAGGUUAAAAUAAAUUAAUUGAAGCAAA